AUGAGGACCAGAUCAGCUCCAGCCUCUAAAUCGGCAAAGCCCACAGAACAGACCCAAACUAAAACCCUUGUUUCAUCGGAAAAACCAAGCAAAACGUUCAUCCUCCCGUCCUCCUCAAGCAAAAAUGCACGACUACUCUCCCUGCCAGAACCCCAGUCGGGGAAGCUAGCCCGCUACUUUUUCUGUCCGAAACGUGGCAUAUAUGAAUUCACAGUUGUUGCGCCGCCAGCACAUAUGGCGCGCAGUAUACUUUUCACCCCUCAAUCGCGCGAAACGGCGAUACUAUCGAAAGGCGAAGACAAGGACAGCGUCAAGCCAUCUGCGCAAGGCUUAAUUACGAAGAAGGCAGAGCUACUAAUAGCAACACCAAUUGAUGCCUUAUUCUUCAUGGUCUCAUUGCUGGCAUCGUCACCGAAAUCGGGACCCUCUCUUUUCCAGCCAUUGGACGACAUCAUCGACUCGCACGACGACAUGCCCAAACAUCUACGUCGAAUUCUCUAUGAUGAAGUGUUCCGAGCCUCCCUCUUGUUGCGGGUUGAAGCCAUUUGCGAUGUGGUCGAAGCCGGGGAUGAGAAGAUGUUCCGAUUCAGUGAGAUGAAACUUGUUAGGGAAUUGAUCGCAAAGGCAGAACGUAUGGUGGAACGAGGACUUCCUGUCAGCCUGGAGGAACGCUUUGUUCGCCAGGUACUGGCUACUCCGCUUAUGGCAGUUAAGCGAGAAGACGUAGUGAUCAGCCAGGAGCCAUCUAACGAGAGUGAAUCAGUCUCCACAUCUGAGGAAAGACAAGAUUCUCCAUCAACUCUGACAACGGCUACUACGCCUUCGGUCUCGACGCCUGCGGGAGAAUCCACACCUGCACCACAGGCAGCUGGCGAAGACUCCACGUUUUCAGAUCAUGUCACUCGGUUACUCCAAAUUUCUACUGCACUGUCUUUCAUGAAGGAAACGUAUUUGCCCGCUGCUAUGGCAGUGCGAAUAGAUGAAAUUCUCGCCUCCGCAGAAAGCCCCCUCGAUUUCAACCCCUUGAAAGACCGUCUCAAGGAAAUCGCGGAGCUUCGUGCUCAAGCCCUCGCCUCGCGUGACAUGUCCAACUUCACAAGGAAGCGAGGUCUUGAUGAUGAGGAGGAGGACACAAGAGCCGAAAAGAAGCGCCGCAAGGACGAGGAAGAGAAAAAGACCAAAGCUGCGGAGUCCCAGGCAGUCAAGAACCUGAAGAAGGUGAACACAACUGGAAUGGCGAAGAUGAGUUCUUUCUUCGCCAAGGCCCCUCCCAAAAAAAAAGACUUGAGGCUCUUGGCGCACAGCCUACGGAACUAUAAUAUGGCCGCGUGUUACGCGGUCAAACGCCUGUCUGGCUUCGAAGCACCACCGGCAUGA
Molecule: messenger RNA, 1377 nt
Organism: Penicillium soppii
Lineage: Eukaryota; Fungi; Ascomycota; Eurotiomycetes; Eurotiales; Aspergillaceae
Exons: 1
Coding region: 1-1377 (458 amino acids)
Biological process (GO): ribonucleotide metabolic process; RNA catabolic process
Cellular component (GO): nucleoplasm; ribonuclease H2 complex
Source: RefSeq, a predicted model, not a curated record